GUACAACAGCAAAAUAUGAUAAGCCGUGCGAUAAGCGAUUAUUGCACGUAUUUAAACGCGGAUCGCCCGAAAUAUCGUCAGACUUCGAGUAGUCCUCCAGCAGUAAUAGCAACGCGGUUUUUGAGUGCGACACAAGCCAAGAUGACGGCGUACAAAUACAUAAUCGGCCUGACCGUUCUGCUCGCCGUUCUGUUAACCGUCAACUCUGUACCCGCUAAUGGAGCUCUCGACACCUAUGCUGAUAAGUCACACCAUUUGGUCGUUGGCUCCAGGAUGCCCGGCGAUAGGGUCGUCCUCAGAGAGAACAUCGUCAAGGAUUCUAGCUGGCUGAGGGUUGUGACUGUUGAGAAGACCCUCUAUGCCGCAGCGAACGAACGUAUCACUAUGGUUGAAGCAUUGGACCAGAAGACGAAUGGAAACGGCGCGUACGCUAGUAUUCUGAAUGGUGGACCUGGACACAACAACGUCACCAUGAAGUUCAAGAGCCAGAGGGGUCAUGGCAUUAACUUCAUCGUUCAGUUGUAUGCACGAUAAUCGACCGCAGUGGAAGUAGCUACUCCUAUUGGUGAUUUUUAAAUGCAACUGAGAUGAAAAUGUAAAAUAAUCAAUCUUAGAAGUCAAAAUCAACCCUGAACUAUUUAUUGCAAUACUGUCACCAUUGCUGCUGAAGGCAUGUCACUGAAUAUUCUUGUUAUUCACUUUAAUUAUUUGAAUGUAUACUGAAUAUUCUUGUAUACAUCAUUAAUAAAUCAAUGUAACUGAUGUAA
Wasmannia auropunctata (little fire ant) is the source of this 767-nucleotide messenger RNA. RefSeq names its product probable salivary secreted peptide. The record is from RefSeq and is a predicted model, not a curated record. Lineage: Eukaryota; Metazoa; Arthropoda; Insecta; Hymenoptera; Formicidae. The transcript has a single exon. Bases 16 to 534 code for a protein of 172 amino acids.